Rotaria sp. Silwood1 is the source of this 765-nucleotide messenger RNA. The record is from the annotation of a GenBank genome assembly. Lineage: Eukaryota; Metazoa; Rotifera; Eurotatoria; Philodinida; Philodinidae.
AUGUCUCUACCAUCAGAUGUUUUUGCUCGAAAGAUCUUCUUUGAGAUUCACAAUAGUUUAUCGAGACAAGGUCCUGGAAGUACUCAAUCGACUCUUCGAGCUCUACGCUCUGUUAAUCCAGAUCACAAACAUCUAGACAUACUAGAUAUUGGCUGUGGUUCUGGUGUGGCUACCUUUGAUUUAGCAAGAUUAGGACAUCGCUUAACUGCAAUUGAUAAUAAUGAACCAUUCAUAAAGACUCUAUUGGCACGAGCUAAAGAAGAAUGCCUUUCAGAGUGUAUAACGGCAUUAGUUGGCGAUAUGUUUUGUCUAGCCAAAUUCGUUACUCCAAAUACAUUCGAUGUGAUUUGGUCAGAAGGUUCAGUUUAUAUUAUUGGUUUCGAACGUGGUCUUACUGAAUGGAAGAAAUUCUUGAACAAGGAUGGUUAUCUUGUCUGUUCCGAACUAUCCUGGUUAACUGACAAUCCACCAUUCGAAGCUCAUGACUUUUGGUCAAAACAUUAUCCAAAUAUGCGUUCUCGAGAAGAAAAUCUCCGAACAAUAAGAAAAUGUGGCUAUGAAUUGAUUGAUAGUUUCAUUUUAGCUGAAGAAGAUUGGUGGAAUGAGUACUAUGGGCCGAUGGAACGAAGAAUUCAAGAGCUAGAAAUGAAAUACAAGGGACAGCAAGAAGCAGAAAGUGUGCUAGAUGAGCAAUUAAGUGAAAUUAAUUUGUAUAAAAAGUAUUCAGAGAGUUAUGGUUAUGUAUUUUAUAUCAUGAAACAAUAA